AGUCAACUCCUCAUGGGUGGACUGAUGAUGGGAGAGGAAGAGAAAAUGGAGAUGAUGAACCGUCAUCAUCAUAAUCAACAGCAUAGUUACCAAGAGAAGAAUAUACAGAAUUGGGGAGAACAAGUUUUGAGGCACCAAGCUUCGAUGAAACAAGAGAGUAACAAUAAUAAUGGUUAUGGAAUAAUGUCCUCACCGAACUCACCUCCAAACAAGUCAUGUAUUACAAUUCACAACACCAAUGAAGACAACAAGAACAACAAUAACAUUUGUCACAAUGGUCUUAACUUGUCCGAGAGUAACAGCUCAGAGAUGAUUGGGUCUUCUAUUGCAAAUAAGAAACCAAAGCUUCAGGUUCCUUCAUCACAAUCAACUCUCAAGGUAAGAAAGGAGAAACUUGGAGGCAGAAUCGCAUCUCUUCACCAGCUAGUAUCUCCCUUUGGCAAGACUGACACAGCUUCUGUCUUGUCGGAGGCUAUUGGAUACAUUAGAUUCCUCCACAGUCAAGUUGAGGCUCUAAGUCUACCAUACUUUGCUGGUACUACUCCCUCGAGGAAUAAUAUGAUGCAACAACAUGCUCAAGGAAAUUUGAAUGGUAUAUUUCCUGAGGACCCUGGUCAGCUUGUAAAUGAGUAUCGCAUGAAAAGAGGAGUUUCAUCGUCAUCCAAGGACAACCAGAAUUCAAAUCCUAACGAAGAACCAAUGAAAGAUUUGAGAAGUAGAGGACUUUGUCUUGUCCCAAUCUCAUGCACACUCCAAGUUGGUAGCGACAAUGGCGCGGACUAUUGGGCUCCGGCGUUCGGAUUCACUCUCCAGUAACCUAUUUCACUUUCUGUUGUUAUUUGAGUUUUCGUCGGCCAAAAAAAUUUAGUAGAUGUUAUAACAUCAUGAGCAACCAAUCUAUUUGAGAAAACAACAAAAAAAUGAGCUUCCUCUAAGAUUGGUUGUUCAUGAUGCGAUGCUAACACAGACUGGUUUUGGCCUUUCGCCUUUGAACAUUUGCAGUUGACGAGUAUGAGAUGGCCUAUUUUAUCAUGUUUUUUUUAAUUAAUCAGAACUUUAUCUAUUCUUCUCUUAAUGAACUAAUGAUUGUUUUUUAGUUUUA
Camelina sativa (false flax) is the source of this 1102-nucleotide messenger RNA. The record is from RefSeq and is a predicted model, not a curated record. NCBI's taxonomy places the organism in Eukaryota, Viridiplantae, Streptophyta, Magnoliopsida, Brassicales, Brassicaceae.